Morus notabilis is the source of this 1286-nucleotide messenger RNA. Its product is annotated as PXMP2/4 family protein 4. Gene Ontology annotation, cellular component: membrane; cytoplasm. The record is from RefSeq and is a predicted model, not a curated record. The coding region runs from base 104 to 913 and encodes 269 amino acids. NCBI's taxonomy places the organism in Eukaryota, Viridiplantae, Streptophyta, Magnoliopsida, Rosales, Moraceae. The transcript has 4 exons.
CACUCCUAUAUAUUUGGGAAUUCACAAAUCAUACCCAACUUUUCCACCUAAAACCCCUGCUCUUUUUGUCUCCAAAACCCCUUUUCUUCCCACUCAGACGACCAUGAACGGCGCUUUCUUGAGGAGCGGCACCGGUACGGUCCCCCGUCUGUUCAGGCGGUACUCGCUCACCGACGUCCUCGGAGAAUCCGGUGGAGCCCUGGCGAGCUUUGUGUGCAGUCAAACGCCGUCCAGAGCUUACCUCCGCUUCCCUCAUUUCAUGAGGAAGGCCAGGGAUUGCGACUUCUCUCCGUCUCUGCUCUCGUCGGCUUUCUCUUCGUCUUCGUCGUCUUCGACGGCGGCGGCGGCGAAGGCAAAAGAGGUCGGGAUCAUCGGUUGGUACUUGGGGAUGGUCAAAUGCCGGCCGAUCCUCACCAAGAGCGUAACCUCCGCGCUUAUUUACACCGCCGCUGACUUGUCUUCUCAGAUAAUACCACAGCAAUCAUCUGAAUCUUACGACUUUGUGAGGACUUUACGUAUGGCUGGAUAUGGGCUGCUAGUUUUAGGACCGUCACUGCAUUAUUGGUUCAACUUCAUGUCGAGACUCUUCCCAAGACGCGAUUUACUCUCUACAUUGAAGAAGAUGGCCAUGGGACAGGGGAUAUAUGGCCCGGCAAUGACUGUUAUUUUCUUCUCCAUAAAUGCUCGUUUACAAGGUGAAACUGGUGCGGAAAUUGUUGCGCGGUUACAAAGAGACUUGCUCCCUACAAUGUUAAAUGGGGUUAUGUACUGGCCCGUAUGCGAUUUUAUUACAUUCAGGUUCAUCCCUGUUCAUCUACAGCCGUUGGUGAGCAAUUCAUUUUCAUAUCUGUGGACGGUUUAUAUGACAUACAUGGCAGGCCUAGAGAAGGCAAGCACAAUACCAGCUAAUUGACCAAAUGGACCAUUUAUUUUCCCCAACAUUCAAAUAAUUAAACUUUUCUGGAUGGUCCCUAAUGGAGAUUGCUCGUAUUUUCUACUGAAGAUACUUACUCUGCGCUUUUGGAGGAAAUGCUGCAAGAGCGUUAGUAACUUACAUUCAUCUCUGCUCCCCUUAAGAAAUGGUUUGACUGACAAUCGAUUUCUAGCUAACUUUCAGAAUUGUAGAACACUUUCUGCGAUCGUAUUGUUAUGGACUAAUAUGGCAAUAGGUUUCUGUUAGUAAAGCAAUGGAUUGAAUUUGUUGAACACGCUUUUGAAGAGUACAUUAUAACGAUAAAUUCUUUAUCAUACAUUUUCCUGCGCAGUGCGCAGCUUACUUUUCUUUA